CCCCUCCAAGAUGGUGAUGUUUCCAUGUCGAUGGAUGGUAGCAUUGCGAUGCAUAGAGAAGAUAAAGUUCCAGGGGAUACUCGCCCAGUGUCGUCCGCAACAGCGUGUUUUCGAGUGAAUCCUUUGUACUCUGGGAUGGGAAGUAAUGGAAGAAAAUGUUCAACAGUGAAGAUAGAAAGCCCACCAAAUAAAAUGUCUGAAACCAAUAAGAUCGGUUGUGGUUUAAUCAGCCAGUCAUGUAUAACAAAAAAUGUUACUGAAUCCAAGGAAGAUAUUAUGAAAAAUGCCUCCUUUUCUCAAACUUUAGAAGUUGGUAGUAGUGGCAUCUCACAGGAUGCCAUGACCUGCUCCAAAGAGGCAAGCCCUGUCUUCCAUAUGAGGCCUCUCCAUAUGUCAACUGGUGGCGCUGAUCCAUGCGAUUCUGCGGUUGAUGGUCUGAAAGCAGAGCCAUCGGAAUGCUCCGUGGAUUCACCAUGUUGGAGAGGAACUUCACUUUCUCAUCUGGCUUCAGUGUUUGAUGUUCUUCAAACAUCAAACCCCCAGUUAAUAAAUCAAGAAUCAGGAGCUUUUGGUGCGGGACAGAAGAAGAGCACUAGUGCUGUUCAGCAUUCUGAGGUUCUGAUCGCAUCUCAAAAUUUGGAUACUAUUGAAAAUAAGCAAAACCAAUCCCAAUCCCAUGUUGAAUUGUCUGUAUCUAUGAAGUCUGGAGACAUUGGUACAAGCCAGACAAAAAAUUCCCACAAGGAGCUUGAGAGUGCAAAACAGUGUGCAGCAAAAUGCACCACAGAGCAGAAGCACAGUUUGGAAGUGAGGGAUAAUAGCGUGAAGCGAUCUGGUCUAAACUUUGCUGCUCCUGAUUUUGUCCCCGCAUCAGUUGGGAAAUUGAGCAAUAUCAAAGAGUCCGCUUCCCCAACAGGAAGGAAGAUGUCUGGAAUUCUCAAGACGAUGGAGAAUUUGUCGGAAGCGCUUCGGGAUAGCUGUUCUUUGGAUAAAAUUGGGCUAGAUGAGCAUGAGCACACCCUCCUCCAAUCAAUAAUUGAGAAUCUUCAGACUUGUCUUGAUCAGACAAUAAAGGGUCCCAUUAGGGAUGGUGCCUCUAACAAGCCAGGACUACGGGCUCCUCAUUCUCAGUCUACCAUUUUAAAAUCUGAUGCAGGGAACUACAAAGGUAGUUGCACAGCAAGUGGUGGAAAGGGCAUAACUGUAAAUAAACCCAUGGGUCCAAGUCAUGUGCCGAACAAUUUUGGAAACAACAGCUUGACAUGGUCCCAGCCCUCAUGCAACAAUAUUCCAAGGAUGACAUCUUGUGAAGAACAUUCACAGAUUCUCGUCUACAAGAAUCUGUGGAUUGACGCCGAGCGUGCAAAUUGCAAGUUGAAGUAUCUACUGAAAAACAACCUAAUGAAGAUUGGCCCAGAAUCCAGUAUGGCUCAUGUCGGCGGCCCAAGAAAUCCAUCUAUCCAGGCAUGUGAUUUUGAGAGUGCAGGUCCAAGUAGUUCUUACGGAGGUGCCAUAUCUUACUCACCAACUCUCAGUUUUCGGAAGGACGAUCCUACUGAAGAGACAUCAAAAGCGAUGAGCACUGGCUUCCUUUACACCAGUGACCGCAUCCGGUUAGGAGACAACAAUGUGCCCAGCUGUUCUGAAAGCAUCAACAGCCAUCCUAUUCGACCAAAGAAUUUUCAGGCAGACAUUUGAACAGGCUUGGAAGAUACUGGUUUACAUCAUCAUGCUCAGCCACUACUGCCAAUUGCGCCAAGCAGAGUCCACAGGGAAUUGAAAAGAAGCAGUAUAACUAUGGAUGAAAGGUCAGCCGGCUCAUGCUUCACCGGAGUGGACGGCAUUUUGCAUGGUAACUCUGAAUACGGCUUGUCGUCAGAUUGGGAGCAUGUUCAGAAGGAAGAAAUCGGCUGGAGCUGAAGGGAUCUGCAGGCCAGAGUUUUACCUAAUUUGUACAUAUAUGCCUGGGUAAUUAGGGAUGCAGGAAUUCUGCUCAUCGGUUUACUUUUUGAGUUUUUGUCUGAUAUAAGGCUGAGGAAAACCAUGCAUUGCUUGGCAAAAUGGUGCUUUCCAUUAAUUGUACCACUUUUAUUGCAA
Messenger RNA from Oryza brachyantha (malo sina), 2097 nucleotides. RefSeq lists its product as uncharacterized. The record is from RefSeq and is a predicted model, not a curated record. Bases 25 to 1698 code for a protein of 557 amino acids. The transcript is spliced from 5 exons. Lineage: Eukaryota; Viridiplantae; Streptophyta; Magnoliopsida; Poales; Poaceae.